Caenorhabditis remanei is the source of this 1362-nucleotide messenger RNA. RefSeq lists its product as uncharacterized. NCBI's taxonomy places the organism in Eukaryota, Metazoa, Nematoda, Chromadorea, Rhabditida, Rhabditidae. Gene Ontology annotation, molecular function: neurotransmitter receptor activity; extracellular ligand-gated monoatomic ion channel activity; transmembrane signaling receptor activity. The transcript has 7 exons. Gene Ontology annotation, biological process: monoatomic ion transmembrane transport; signal transduction; nervous system process. The coding region runs from base 1 to 1362 and encodes 453 amino acids. Gene Ontology annotation, cellular component: membrane; neuron projection; synapse. The record is from RefSeq and is a predicted model, not a curated record.
AUGUAUUUCCUCCAACUAAUAUCCGUGUUAAUCUCCAUGAAAGUUGGUCACGUCAGGUCUAGUCGACUAUUACAGCACAAUCACAACUAUAAUGAUGAUGGUUAUGUGAAAGCCGAACCCACACACCUCAUCGAAACCAUCCAGCGGCGAUACGAUAAACGAGUCCGCCCGUUCGCCGAAACCAAUCGGCCAGUCAUUGUGCAUAUGACUAUUGUAUUGGGCAUUCUUACGGAAGUGCGAGAAAACCAGCAAGUCGCCUCAUUCGUCAUAUCUCACGUACAAAAAUGGCGGGAUCCAAAAUUGGCGUGGAAUCCGGCGGAUCACUCCGGACUGACACAAGUCGUGAUGCCGAGAAGUUUGGUCAUGGACACGAAAGACAUGCUCACCGAUGAUCGAUACGAUGUCCGAAUCCAACACACCGGACAUGUCAAAGUGAAUUCCCCACAAUUUGUUAGUACCCUCUGUCGGAUAAAUAUCGAUUUAUUCCCGUUUGACACCCAAUUUUGUGCGAUUGCUCUGGCGAGCCCACUGCUCUCGGUAGAGGAGAUGGAUGUAAAUGCAACACAGCCACCAGUAGACUCUUAUUUUUCGGGAAACGCCGAGUGGCAAGUGAUGAACGUGACCGUCAAACAAAUGAAGUUCAUGGAAGAAGGCGAGUAUCGAGCGGAAGUUCACUACAUCCUCCAUUUGAAUCGCCGUCCCACCUACUAUAUUACCGUAAUCGUGGUGCCCACUUUUUUGAUCUCCGCGCUCUCGAUCCUCGGGAUUUUCUCUCCAGGAUCCAAUGACGGUCCACGGAAUGAGAAAGUGUCUCUGGGUCUCGGAUCCCUUCUGGCUAUGACAGUACUCCUGGACAUUGUCGCCGGCGCCAUGCCGAAAUCCGACGCGAUCCCCCUUCUCGGCUACUAUAUCAUGCUGGUUAUUCUACUAUGCGCCAUCGGAGUCGCCGUUUCGAUGGCUAUGUUAUCAAUGUCGAGAAGUUGUAUUCAAACGUCCAAAAUGCCACCACCCCACUAUUAUCGAUUACUUUUUCUGAAUGUUUGUCGGGUGGUGAAACAGAAUGGUGUGAAUAGUGGCGUCCCGAUGAACGAGAAACCUACUACGAUCACUCCACGAUUCCCCGACUUGAUAUCAAUCUACAACCAACUCAUCGAAGUUGCCAGAGCCCAACGGACGUAUAGGGAAAGGAUUGAGAAGCAAAAGUGGCAGCAUAGGGUGGAAAUCGAAUGGAACAAGAUCUUUGCCCGUGUCGAUUUCUUCUUCUUAUUUCUAUUCGAAAUGUUCAAUGUGCUCGUUUUAGUCCUUUUCCUGCGCUACGCCUUUCUUCCGGUCCCUCCACUACCGGAUAAUUUCUCAAUUUGA